Molecule: messenger RNA, 836 nt
Organism: Porites lobata
Lineage: Eukaryota; Metazoa; Cnidaria; Anthozoa; Scleractinia; Poritidae
Source: the annotation of a GenBank genome assembly
AUGUCACUUUUGUUCAAGGAAGUGGAGUUUACUUGUAGUGCUGGUGGGCACAAGUGGCCAAUUAAACAAAAACUAGAGAAGUUUAGAUUUACACGGCCUAGACAAAAUACCAGGACCAUGUCACUUAGCUGCUUGAUUUACAUGAUGGGACGUUUGUUCAAGCAAGUGGUGCUAGUCGGGUCCUUGCCAAGAAUGUCAUUGGUUAUAGUAAAUUAAAAAAACAAUAGUUUCACUACUUAAUUACAAUAACAGUUCGAAGUAGGUUGCUAGGUUGUUGAAGAGCCGCGUUCGAAGGGUCAAAAAGCAACUAGGCUAUGAGCGCUUGGAUUGGGUGAGGGAGAUAAAGUGUGGGUGCUUUUAAGCGGGGUGGUUCAGGGGUGGGGAGUAGUUUUCAAACACUAUCGUCGUACAAGGUGCGCGUUAUCCCUGUGGUAACUUUUCUGACACCUCUACCUUAAAACUGCUCCUCCUUAAAGACUGAUGGAUCGAUAGGAUAAGCUCCCACAGUUAGUAUUCAUACUGAAAAUCAAAAUCAAGUGAGCUUUCAUUCUUUUGUUCUACAUAAGAUUUCUGUUCUCAAUGAGCUCACCUUAGGACACCUGGGUUAUCAUUUGACAGAUUUGCGGCCCCAGCCAAACUCCCAACCUGACGGUGUCUUGGGCUUGGAUCCUCCUGUCCGGAGACGAGAGUUAAGUCCAGAACGUGGACCUUGCGGUCUGCUUCCACUUCAUUCAAUAAGUGAAAAAACGAUAAGAAGAGUGCUGUGUGUUUCACCGGCGCAUUGCUGCUCCCACGUAUUCUACACCUCUCAUUGUCUUUUCACAAGGUCAGACUAG